This is a messenger RNA of Alligator mississippiensis (American alligator), 4513 nucleotides long. RefSeq names its product LIM domain kinase 1 (gene LIMK1). The record is from RefSeq and is a predicted model, not a curated record. The transcript has 16 exons. Gene Ontology annotation, biological process: actin cytoskeleton organization; protein phosphorylation; positive regulation of stress fiber assembly. Gene Ontology annotation, cellular component: nucleus; neuron projection; cytoplasm. Bases 179 to 2143 code for a protein of 654 amino acids. Lineage: Eukaryota; Metazoa; Chordata; Crocodylia; Alligatoridae. Gene Ontology annotation, molecular function: protein binding; protein serine/threonine kinase activity; ATP binding.
UCCCAGCGAUCCCGCGCGGCGGCCGCCCCCUCCUCGGCCGCGGCGCAGCCCUGCCCCUCGCCGCGCUUGGCCGCCGGAGCCGGAGCCGAGGCGGACGCGCAGCGCGCCGCGCCGAGCAGCCGGGCGCAGGCGGCGGAGCCGGGCAGCGCGGGUACCCGCCGGGCGGCGAGCGAAGUGGAUGCGGUUGAUGCUCCUCUGCUGCACCUGGAGGGACGAGCCUAUGGGAGAGGACGAAGGAAGUGACCUACCUGUAUGUGCGAGCUGUGGCCACAGUAUCUACGAUGGACAGUACCUCCAGGCCUUGAAUGCGGACUGGCACUCGGACUGCUUCAGGUGCUGUGAGUGUGGGGUCUCACUGUCCCACCAGUACUAUGAGAAGGAUGGGCGUCUCUACUGCAAGAAAGACUAUUGGGCCCGGUUUGGGGAGCUGUGCCAUGGCUGCUCAGAGCAGAUCACAAAGGGGCUGGUUAUGGUGGCUGGGGAGCAAAAGUACCACCCAGAAUGCUUCAGUUGCCUCAACUGCCGGGCCUUCAUUGGAGAUGGUGAUACCUAUGCGCUCGUAGAGCGCUCCAAACUGUACUGUGGGCACUGUUAUUACCAGAUGGUGGUGACCCCAGUGAUUGAGCAGAUCCUGCCAGAGUCGCCAGGCUCCCGGAUCCCACAUACCGUCACACUGGUGUCCAUCCCCGCCUGCACUGAUGGGAAACGAGGCUUCUCUGUGUCCAUUGACCAGCACUGCAACUCCCAGGGCUGUGGCACGGAGCACUCGCACACUGUCCGGGUCCGAGAAGUGGAUCCCGACUGCAUCAGCCCUGACAUGAAGAACUCCAUCCACAUUGGGGACCGGAUCCUGGAGAUUAACGGCACCCCCAUCCGGCAUGUUCCACUGGAUGAGAUAGACCUGCUGAUCCAGGAAACCAGCCGCCUCCUCCAGCUGACCAUAGAACAUGACCCCCACGAAGCCAUGGCCCGAGAGUCUGUGCUGGAAAGCAGCUCCCUCUCUGACCUGCACAGCCCCCUGCGCUCUCCUGCCCGCACACCCUGUGGGGAGGCCAGUGCCGUGUGCCACAGGACAGUCAUGAGGAGCUGCAGCACAGACAAAUCCCCAUGCUCUAGCUCCAUGGGCUCCCCUGCUUCCCAGCGCAAGGAUAUCAGCCGUUCUGAGUCGCUGCGCAUCGUCUCCCGUACCCAUCGCAUUUUCCGGCCCUCAGACCUGAUCCAUGGCGAGGUGCUGGGGAAGGGCUGCUUCGGACAGGCUAUCAAGGUGACACACCGCGAGACAGGAGAGGUGAUGGUCAUGAAGGAGCUGAUCCGCUUUGAUGAGGAAACUCAGAGGGCAUUCCUCAAGGAGGUAAAGGUGAUGCGGUGCCUAGAGCACCCCAAUGUGCUGAAGUUCAUUGGAGUGCUGUACAAGGACAAGAGGUUGAAUUUCAUCACAGAAUACAUCAAAGGGGGGACCCUACGAGGCAUCAUCAAGAGCAUGGAGAGCCAGUACCCAUGGAGCCAGCGUGUUAGCUUUGCCAAGGACAUUGCAGCUGGGAUGGCCUACCUGCACGCGAUGAAUAUUAUCCAUCGUGACCUCAACUCUCACAACUGCCUUGUGCGGGAGAACAAGAGUGUGGUGGUGGCUGAUUUUGGGCUAUCCAGGCUCAUGGUAGAUGAGAAGAACCCACCGGACCAGCUCAAGAGCCUAAAGAAACCAGACCGGAAGAAGCGCUACACAGUGGUAGGGAACCCCUACUGGAUGGCCCCAGAGAUGAUCAAUGGUAGAAGCUAUGAUGAGAAGGUGGACAUCUUUUCUUUUGGCAUCCUCCUGUGUGAGAUCAUCGGCCGAGUCAGCGCUGACCCUGACUACCUGCCCCGGACCAUGGACUUUGGUCUCAAUGUACGAGGGUUCUUGGACCGGUACUGCCCCCCUACAUGCCCACCCAGCUUCUUCCCCAUUGCUGUGCGCUGCUGUGACCUGGAUCCUGAGAAGAGGCCCUCCUUCAGCAAACUGGAGCAAUGGCUGGAGACACUGCACAUGCACCUGGAGAUCCGCCUGCCAUUGAGCUCGCAGCUGGAGCAGCUGGAAAGGGCCUUCUGGGAGACGCACCGGCGAGGCGAGGGUGGGCUGCCAAUGCACCCUGAGGUCCCUGACUGAGCACUGGGCAGGUGCUCAUGUAAAUAGUUCGCACUGAGCCCCGGCACAGGAAGGGGUGCUCACUACAUGCUCCCACAGUGCCCAGGGCCUUGCACUCCCAGUGCAUGGUGAAUACAGCCAUGGAGGACAAGUGCUACAUCCUGCCCAGCAUCCGCUGCCCCACAGCAAAAUCUCUGGGGUACCUCGGGGGUCAGCAGAUGGCCAAGCCCUCCCCUAUCUGCUAGGGCAGUUUUGUUGCUUCCCUUCCCAUGCUUACAAUUGGCCCCUGGGGGGAGCUGGCUCUCCCUGCUUCCUCACCCAUUGAGCGCUUCCUCCAGCACCGUACCCCCCUGCUGGGACCCCCUCGCAGUUUCCAAGCUCCUUGCCCUUGGAGGGGAGCUGCUUGAGCUUCAUAGAGCCACCCACAGCCUGCGGACAGCCCUAGCUGUAAAUAGUCCCUGUGCAUAACCCUUCCCCAUGCUGUACCCUGUGCUCCGCAUGCUGGGAGUGAGGUAGCAGUCAUGCUGCCCAUACCACAGGACCUGCAGGAGCUAGGGCACUGCCUGCAGCCCCCUCUGCCACUUGCUUUGUGACCGCACAAGCCACCCACCUGCAUCCUUUGCACGCUCCACAAAGCGCAAGGAGGGGGAUGUGCUCCCACUCUGGGCAGAGCCCCAGCAUCUGUCACUAGGGGGUGCUGGUCCUGGCUCUGUGCCUGCUGGGAGCCCCGUGGGUUCCCCUUGUACAGACCCUCAUCCUAUUGAAGUGGUGCCUUGGGUUUAUGUGAACUUGCACUGCAAAACAAAAGAGUUCUCUCAUUGUCAGUGUGGGGUGGUCCAUGUUGAUGAGUGCUGUGCAGACUUGUGCAGGGAGGUUGUAAUGGGGACCAUGGGCCUGUCUGGGUGGGGGGGGAGUGCAUGUCACAGGGCACAUUUGAGUGUGUCUGAUGGUGCAGGGCAGUGCAAUGUCUGUCACAGCAUCGGUGCCAGUCUCUUGCGGGGAGCAGGGGGAGGGGUGAGAGAGAGAGAUGGUGGGUUUGUAAUGGUGUUUGUCUGCGUAUGUGAUGGUGUUUGUCUGUCUUUUUCUCUGAGCCUAUGAGUUCUUAUGUGUGUCCCUGUCCUUCAUUAUGGUAUGUGUCAGUGCAUGUGAGAUCCCAGGCAUUUGCCCUCCUGGCCUGUGUCCAUUCAUCCUAGUGAAUGACUGCCCCAGUGCCCCUCACCCCCCACCCCCUCCACCUUGGUGAUAGGGCCACACUACCUCUCUUUUUGAGCCCUUUGAGGGUCUCUGUGUUCAUCCCUUCUUGCCCACUCCUCCUUCAGGUUCACAGCAGCCCCUGUUCAGGGCAGAUGCCUAGGCCUGUCUUCAGUUCCAUUCAACUCCACUUUGGCCUGAGCCCAGCCAGUGCAUCCCAAGCAGGGAUGUUGGCCCUCCAGGAGAUUGCACUGCAGAGCAAUGAGUCCUCCCCUGUGUGGGCUCCAGGCUUCCUGGGUCUGAUCCAGAGACUGCCAAGUCAGGAUGCUACCUCUGGCAUGGGCCCUUGCUCCUGAAAUGCCUGAUCACUGGUACUGAGCAAGAGUGUGCAUCUCAGGACAUGUGUAGGGGUCAUUGUGUGUGCAAGUCACACAUGCCUGGUGUGUUGAUGUCUGGGGGUGUGUGUGAGAGAGAGCACGGUUCCCUGUCCCUGCACACAUUCUGGGCUGGCACAGGUGUGUCUUGUUGCUGGGGUUGAAGCUGCAUUUCUCUGUGAGUGUCUCUUGCAGGCCACAUGGCUUCUGCUUCCUGCACGUGUUCAUGUGCCUGCUAGCACAUGUCCCACUGCAGUCUGCGUGUAUGUAUGUGUGGGUAUAAUUUUGCCCCCCUCCCCCUGCCCAAGUCUGUCCUGUUGUAAAUCCAGACCUCUGGGUUUACUGAACCAAGAGAAGGGGUGUGGGAACCCACUGCUUUCAUUUUUCCCCCAUGGACUACAAAGGCUCUGUCAGGUGACCAUUGACCCGGGUGUGUUAGCGCCUGUGCCCAGUGCUCGUGUGCAGGGGUCUGUCUGGGUGAGCACUGGCAGAGGGGUUCUGGUCUGGAGGGGUGUGUUCCCAGUCACCCCCGCUUGUCUGUUUUUGCAGUGCGGUGCUUUUCAUGCUACUUUUAUUCAGGUUAAUUUUCUGUAAUAUGUUUAAAGAAAAGAGUUUGUAUUAUUUUUUCAUACGGUUGCCAUGGCAAUUUGGAGUUUGCCAUUUGUCACUCUGCCUCAGUUCUGCUUACAGGAAGUAUUAAAACUGUGAAGCAUCUCUGCGCACUUUGACCUGGAAGUAAAAACUGAUGACCUCUCUGGAGGCGGGAAGGAGAACUCAGACUGUGAUGUAACUGAAAUCAUGACUCAAUAAAUCCAGUCCUUCCCCA